CUGCUCUCGGCUUUCUCCCUCGAUCAUCAGUCCGACUUCUGAUCGACGACGCUUCCCUCCUUCCGUUCGGAUAUGAUAUGCUCAGAUUUCUCCGCUCCACGAUGACUGCGCUCUCUUCCACCCCUCGUGUCCCUAUCCCCGCGAAUGGCGUCGACUACCGGGGGAAGGUCGUCCUGGCCCCGAUGGUGCGCUCCGGCGAAUUGCCCACACGCCUUCUCGCCCUCAAAUACGGUGCAGACCUAGUCUGGGGUCCCGAGACCAUCGAUCGCGCCCUCAUAGGCACCACCCGCCGCGUGAACCCGCGGACCGGGAUCGUUGAAUUCAUCCGUCGGCCGUCCAACGGUGGCCGCCCCAGCGAAGCCGACAAGGACUCCAUCAUCUACCGCAUCGAUCCCGCGCGCGAGAAGAACCGCCACAUCUUCCAGAUCGGCACCGCGAGCCCAGACCGCGCCGUCGAGGCAGCCACGCUCAUCGCCGCCGACGUCUCCGGCAUCGACGUCAACUCGGGCUGCCCCAAACCCUUCAGCACCUCCGGCGGCAUGGGUGCCGCCCUGCUCAAGGACCCCGAGCGUCUGGUCUCCAUCCUCGAGGCUCUCGUCCGCGACGUCGGUACGCCCUUCCAGAUCGGCAUCUCCGUCAAGAUCCGCAUCCUCGGCGAACCCGACCUCACCGAGACCCUCGUCUCCCGCCUCGUCCAGACCGGCAUCACCGGCCUGACCCGCGCCAUCCGCGACCAGCUGCGCAUGGUCGCCAACGUGUGCCACAACGCCGGCAUCGCCUGCGUCAUGAACGGCGACGUCACCUCGCGCGACGAGGCCCUCGCCCUGAUCGCCGAGUACGGCGUCGACGGCGCCAUGGUCGCCACGGCCGCAGAAUCCAACCCGUCUUGCUUCCGCACCCUCGCCGAGGGCGGCCUCCUCCACUGGCGCGAAGUCGUCUACGACUAUCUCCAGGCGGCGAUCGGGAUCGAAAACCGCUUCGGCAACACCAAGUUUCUCAUGAACAUACUCCUCCCCGGCAAGGACCGCGAAUUCAAGAUCGCCAGAGACUCUAAGAGCUACGCCGACUACUGCUAUCUCCUCAAAUUCCCGGAUCUCAUCCCCGAGGCUCAGCGCGUCGACGAACUGAUGGGCCUGGCAUCGCGCUCCAUCACCGCCAACGGGACCGCUCUUCCCAGCACUGCUACUACCUCCACUUCCACCGUUUCCACUACUACGACAAACAAUCACAGCAAAGCCGUUCAGCAAGCCCUCGAGCAAAACGAGUCCGCCCGCGCAGCAGGCGGCGCUCCCCGCUCGAAACCCACCCCGUCACCCCCUAGCGGCGGCGGUCCCAUCCGCACGAGUGCCUUCCCGAGCCCGACAAAACCCCAGCCCGAAGAGACGGCUCCCGAAGCUUCUCAGCAGCAGAAACUAGCUGCAUAGAUCAUCUCUUCUAUACCUCUCAGCGUUUUUUUUCUCAUUUUUUCUAUUUCACAUUCGUCUUACUUUUUUUCCCCCCUGCAUAUUGAUAUCAACCCAGAACAAAAGUUACGGCAUUACCAUAUCUUUCCUACUCGUUAAAUGAUUGACACUUGAUACGGCCGAUUUGCAUUGUCGGUGUUUUAACCUACUUAAUGAAGCACUGUUGGUUUCUUGUUGGAGUUUCUAGAUAUUUAUUCUUAUUAUCAUUUCCUGGUAUAUCUGUAUAUACAAUACAAGCCUACAUAUGAA
This is a messenger RNA of Aspergillus campestris IBT 28561, 1712 nucleotides long. RefSeq names its product tRNA-dihydrouridine(20) synthase (NAD(+)). Gene Ontology annotation, molecular function: flavin adenine dinucleotide binding; tRNA dihydrouridine synthase activity. The transcript has 2 exons. Bases 102 to 1424 code for a protein of 440 amino acids. Gene Ontology annotation, biological process: tRNA dihydrouridine synthesis. Gene Ontology annotation, cellular component: cytoplasm. The record is from RefSeq and is a predicted model, not a curated record. NCBI's taxonomy places the organism in Eukaryota, Fungi, Ascomycota, Eurotiomycetes, Eurotiales, Aspergillaceae.